AUGCGCAUCUAUGGUCUCCAGAAUGCAUUUUCACCCAUCUCAAACGGCCAACUCAAUGCUGUUGUCAAAGCCUACAAACAGCGCAAACCGGACUCAGGAAUCUGUUAUCUGAGGGGCUUCCUUCACCAGCAUCACCUUCAAAUCCAGAAGAAUUGCCUGUACCAAUCGUUGCGUCAUGUCGACGGACUCAAUCAUGUGCUUCAAUGGCGUCGCACCAUUCAAAGGCGAAAGUACAAAUCAUCACGCCUGAAUGCAUUGUGGCAUUGUGACGGUCAUCACAAGUUGAUUCAUUGGGGAAUUGUUAUUCACGGCUUUAUUGAUGGCUUCUGUCACACAACAUGGCUUGCCUCAGUGAUAUUUUUGUGA
Messenger RNA from Laetiporus sulphureus 93-53, 366 nucleotides. RefSeq lists its product as uncharacterized. The record is from RefSeq and is a predicted model, not a curated record. The coding region runs from base 1 to 366 and encodes 121 amino acids. Lineage: Eukaryota; Fungi; Basidiomycota; Agaricomycetes; Polyporales; Laetiporaceae. The transcript has a single exon.